Molecule: messenger RNA, 6357 nt
Organism: Owenia fusiformis
Lineage: Eukaryota; Metazoa; Annelida; Polychaeta; Sabellida; Oweniidae
Source: the annotation of a GenBank genome assembly
UAUGCCAAGGCACAUCGACUGGUAUGGGAUUUCAAGGAUCUGCGAGUAGACGUUACGACAUGUACCGCCAGAGAUACACAAACUGUACAUUCAUCGAUGGAAACGUUGAAAUUGUCUUUCUGGAUGAUGACGAUGUAAAAUAUGACUUAAGUUUUCUGAAGGAUAUUCGAGAGGUUACUGGGUAUGUGUUGAUCGUCAGUGUUUACGCAGAUGUUCCAUUUUUAACAAAUUUAAGGAUUAUACGUGGAAGGAAGCUUUUUGGGCAUGAAGGGAAGGAAUACAGUUUGUACGUAGCGUUGAAUUAUCAAAAAUCUGCGAUCUCAAAACAAGUUGGAUUAAAGGAGCUCCAAUUCAAGUCUUUAUAUGAAAUUAUGAAAGGGAACGUGUUCUUUUACAACAAUCCGUUCCUCUGUCACGCAAACGACAUCCUGUGGGAUGACAUACUCGAGGAAGAUGUAUACUUUGAGGAAACAGAUGACGUCCCUAGGAGAGUUUGUGGGAGUUGCCAUGCCUCUUGUGAAACCUACUGCUUGGGUAAUAAUGACGAUCCCGAUAAGUGUCGAAAAUACUGCUGGGGUGAAGGUCCUGAUAUGUGCCAAAAAUUGAGUCGAACCAUUUGCAGUCCACAGUGUGAUGGAAGAUGCUACGGAAAAGAACCAAAUAAAUGUUGCCACUCACAAUGUGCGGGAGGCUGUACGGGACCAACAAGCAGGGAAUGCUGGUCGUGCAAGCAUUUUAAAGACGGUAAUAAAUGUGUGGCCCAAUGUCCCCCGGAGAUGAUAUACGAUGACGCAGAAUACAGCAUGGUGAAGAACCCAAACGCUAAAUAUGCUUAUGGGACACUUUGUGUGCCGAAAUGUCCAAAUCAUCUGAUGCAGAAUAAUGGUUACUGUAUUAAAAACUGCCCACCUGGCAAGAUGGAGGGAAAAGACAAAGAUGCGGGAAAAUGUGUUCCAUGCAUAGGGCCUUGUCCAAAAAAGUGCCCCGGUACAACAGCUGAUGAGUUUGUGAAUUCCAACAACAUCCAAAGGUUUAAAGACUGUACCAUUAUUGAAGGAAAUCUACGUAUCCUUGAAUCAAGCUUUACGGGAGACGUUCACCGAAACAUCGUUGGAAUUGAGCCCCAUGAACUAAGCGUAUUCGAAAGUGUACGUGAAAUCACAGAAUAUUUGAUGGUCCAGUCUCGACAUGAAAAUCUAACAACUUUAUCAUUUUUAAAGAAUUUGGAAGUAAUUCACGGACGGGCGACUGAUCAGUACGGAGGAGCAAUCAAUCUCAUUGGAAGUUGUUGUAUACGUGCCUUAGAGCUCAUCUCUCUUAAACAUAUAAAAAACGGCAACGUUCUCUUAUACAACAAUCGCCAAUUAUGUUUCGUUGGAAGCGAUAGCUUUAAUUGGAGCAGGUUAUUUACCCCCGGGUCAGAUCAAAAAUUUGGCAAUAAAAGAAAUCGACCACCUUCUGCCUGUACCGCGGCGGGUGAAAUAUGUGACCCACAAUGCACCAGUGAUGGCUGCUGGGGUCGUGGUAAUAAUAUGUGUCAGGCAUGCUCCAACAAGCAAUACAAAGAUAUAUGCAUAGAGGAAUGCCUGCCAUCUUUAGGAAUAUUUCACGCGGGGGAUAACACAUGCGAGGACUGUCAUGAAGAAUGUGCACCUGUAACUAGAAGGAAUACUUUCAUGUGUACCGGACCAAAUUCUAACAAUUGCAAGAGAUGUAAGAACGUGAAAGAUGGUCCAUACUGCAAAGCGGAAUGCCCCACUAUGAAAUACCCAAACGCUAGCAAUCAUUGUAUGAAAUGCCAUGAAAACUGUCUUGAAGGAGCUGGAUGUACAGGGCCAAACAACACUAUUGGACUGGGGGCCUGUAACGAUUGUGAAAUUUCACAGGCAGAAGAUGAUAAUCCCAAUAAGAUAGCGAGAUGUUUGGCUCCUGAUACCGAAAACUGUGCCCAUGGUUACUUCAUGAAACCUAGGGGUGAACGAAGAAUUUGCCAAAAGUGUCAUCCUCAGUGUGACCACUGUAACGGAGAUGGACUUGGCUUGUGUAUAGGAUGUAAACACUUCGAACAAGAGGGCCAAUGUGUGUCUCAAUGCCGUAAAGAUUAUUACCCAGAUUUGGUCGAGAAGGCAUGCUAUAGAUGCAGCGAUGAAUGCUUUGGUGGUUGCACGGGUCCCAACUCAACCCAAUGUCAUGUCUGCAAACUUCUCAAAGUUUAUAUAGAUGAAGAGAAUAACAUAUUCAAUUGCACUUCUGAGUGCCCCCCAGACUUACUUUACGAUAUUCAGGAAGAGGAAACAGAUGAAAAAGUCUGUGUGAAUGCACAGAAUCCAAUAAUCGCUGCUAAACUCGAACAGGAAAGAAAAAAUGAUCAGCAAAAAAUUGGAAUUAUUGUUGGAUCAUCCGUUGGGUCGCUCGUACUUUUGAUCGCGGGAGUGAUCAUUCUUGCAUAUUGUUGCAAUGAGAGGGCCAAACACAAAGAACAAACAACACGUAUCACAGCGAGAAUGACUGGUAUCCAUGAUGAGAAUGAGCCUUUGACGCCAACUGAUGCAAAACCAGAUUUAUCUCAGAUGCGACUUGCGAAGGAAUCUGAACUCAGAAAGGGAGCGAUAAUUGGAUCAGGGGCGUUUGGGACAGUGUAUAAGGGUGUUUGGAUCCCAGAAAAUGAAGGCGUCAAAAUCCCAGUGGCCAUUAAGGUCUUACAAGAAUCAACACCCAAUCAGAAUAAAGAACUCUUGGACGAGGCUCGUGUCAUGGCCUCUGUGGAGCACACAUAUUGCGUACGGAUAUUGGCGGUCUGCAUGACGGCACAAAUGAUGCUUGUGACGCAACUUAUGCCCCUAGGUUGCCUCCUGGAUUAUGUCCGAAAAAAUAAAUCAAAUAUUGGCUCAAAAGUCCUGCUUAAUUGGUGUGCCCAAAUUGCCAAGGGCAUGUCAUACCUUGAAGGAAGGGGCAUUGUCCACAGAGAUCUUGCUGCAAGGAAUGUGUUAGUACAGGGACCAAAUCAGGUGAAAAUCACAGAUUUCGGUCUUGCUAAACUGCUUGAUUACCAAGAGGAGGAAUAUCAUGCUGCUGGGGGAAAGAUGCCCAUAAAAUGGCUUGCGUUGGAGUGCAUUCAACAUAGAAUAUUUACGCAUAAAAGUGAUAUAUGGAGUUUUGGUGUCACUGUAUGGGAGUUGUUCACAUAUGGUCAGAGGCCGUAUGAUAAUGUUCGGGCAAGAGAUGUCCCCGAUCUUUUAGAAAAAGGCGAGAGGUUACCCCAACCUAGUAUAUGUACUAUAGAUGUUUACAUGAUUAUGAUAAAAUGCUGGAUGUUAGAUGCAGACAGCAGGCCGUCAUUCCGCGAACUGGCUGAGGAAUUCUCCAAAAUGGCGCGCGAUCCUGGUCGAUAUCUUGUCAUUGAAGGAGACAAAUUAAUGCGGUUGCCGAGUGAGACAUACAACAAUCGUGACCUGGUACGCUCCAUCAGCGACACAAAUGGUCCAGAGGAGAUUGUCGAUGCCGAGGAAUACCUUCAGCCACAGAAUGUUAUUUCUGAAGAAGGAACAUAUGACAGACAGCCAAUUUUGCAGUUGGACUUUGCUGAGUACCCCAUGGCCAAUCCUAUGGCUAUGUCACCACACAAAAACUCACAGGGGCCUAUGUCGCCACGACGACCAAUGGAUUACUCAGACGGCAGACAACAGAGGAGUCCACGAACGCCUGGUGCUUUUCCCUACAACAAAGGGGCAAAUGUCAACUUACCGAAAAUACGGGAUAAAAAAUACGGACAUCUCGAAGCUGCUGCAGAUAAUAGGGGGCGUGGCGAUAGCAUUAACUCACGUUACACUUCUGAACCUUGUCAGGUGUUUAGUAUGAAUGAUGGACGAUUAAGAGAAGAUGAUCAGCCUCCUGUGUUUUCACCCCCACCCCCAGGCACCCCUUCCUACCAUCAUCACCCAAGUCCUCUCGUAGACAAAUACCCGCGCAGCAACGGUCAGCCACUGCGUCUCCCCGUUGAUGAGGACGAUUACCUUACCCCACAGUCUACUAGUCCUUCUAACUAUAUUGACAUUAUAGAUGGCAAUGUCCCAUCUAAAGACAAUAAAAAUUAUGUUAAUCUUCAAGACCAGCAGGAACCAUCCCAAGAGAAUUACUUACAAAUGGACUCUCCUGACAGUCCAGUUAACAUUGACAAUCCAGAAUAUUUCCAAACUGGAGCCCCUGAAUUGCAACGGGGCAACCCCAAAUCAGAACCCCAAAAUAGGACUCGGACAUCCUCCAAUCAGGAUCAAGAACAUGACUAUUAUAAUGAUUUUGAUAAAAUUAAACAAAUGGAACGACAGCCAUUAACGAUAGGAAAUACAGGAAGUGAAUCACAUGUGUAGGCAAUAACAACUUAAUGGGGAAUUUCAUGUUCCGGGAAAGUGCUCAAAGGGGCGAUGCGGAGCACCACCUGGUGUUGAUAUAUUGCCCAAUUGUGAUAUCUAUGUGUGUUUCUUUUACAUGGUGCAAGCGGUCUAGAGCCUGUAUACAAAAUAUUCUUGUAUUGAAAGUGGACACCCACUAGCAACCACACAAACACUCGAAUAAAUACACACUGGAUAAGUAGGUUACAAAUCCCCGAUUUCUUUGUAGAGAUGGGAUGAGAUGGGAACAAAACCUGACGAAAUGUGGUCAAAUUAGAUGACUAUGAACUCAGAUGACUAUGGUCAAAUCAGAUGACUAUGCAACGGUUCAAGGAGGCCCUAUAAAAAAUCAAAAUGAUGGAGAUUACAGUCCCAUACAAUAUAUAUAAAUGUGGUGAAAUAAAGAUGACUAAUUAAUGUUCAUUAAUUGAAGGACCAUUUUGACUAUUUUGUAGUCAUAUUGACUAUUUUGUAGUCAUGUUGACUAUGAAUAUUAAGUUGACUACAGAUCAUUAUGACUGUUUCGGAGGAAAACUUAAAUAAUCAUGUUGCUGCUGGGAUUGCCUGUGAUUGGUCAUGAUGUCAGACAUUAAUUUGAUGUCAUGUAUAAAGUGAUGUCAGACAUUAAUUUGAUGUCAUGGAUAAAGUGAUGUCAGACAUUAAUUUGAUAUCAUGUAUAAAGUGAUAUCAGACAUUAAUCUGAUGUCAUGUAUUUCACAAAUAAUUUCAUGUAUAAAUGGAGUCAACAUAUCUUUGCUAUUGCAUGAAGUUGUCAAUAAAAUGAUUGUUUAUUUUUUAUCACCAAUGUGUUCAAAUCAAAUCACAAAAUUUCUGUGAUUUAAUUUUUGUGAUGAUUAAAUUCCAUUUUAAUGAAAUCCUAGACAAUUAAUAUUGGAGCCAAUUUUUUGGAAUGACUAUUUUAGUCAAGCAUUUUAUUGUAUCAUUAUCAAUGUAUCUAUCGAUGUAUAUUUUACUAAACUUCUAAUUGAGAUACAUCACCAUUAAACAAACUGAAGAAUUUUAAUGUAAUUUUACAUUUAGUGGAAUGUGUAAUUAAUAAUGUAUUUCGAGUCGUUAGAAUCCAAUUAUUGAAUGCAUUUAUAUUAAAAAUGUUAAUGCAAGUAAAAUAUGAAUUUAUUUCAUCUGGACCUCUAGAAAAUCUUUAUUUCUUUUUUUGGAAAUCCAGAUUUUAUCGUUUUCGCAAACUUGACAAUAUCUUAAGUAUAUUUGAGUAAUAAGUGCCUCUUAUUUUUUGUAUGAUUGUACAAUAUAUCAUUUUAAAGCUUACAAAGAUCCACUGAUGAAAUUUUAAGCAAUUUGUCAUCAUUGAAAUAGAAAUUCUUAUUUAUUGCAAUUUAACAGUAGUUUGAAACAUCCUCACUAUGUACAUUAUGUACAUUUCGAUCCACAUUUAUAUACUGUAAAUAUUGAAAUCCAUAAAGGAAAAUGUGCAUUGUAUAAAAGUUUGCAUUCAAAUUUUAUACUUAUUUUUAUAAUGAAUUGUACAGUUAGUGUUUUAGAAUGAAUUCUAGCAAUGGCUUGAGAAUAUAUAGCUAGUGCUGAAAUAUGAUUAGAUUUACUUGAAAUAACAAUGUGUUAUAUACAUGUACUAUCAUGUUUAUUAGUGUAUCUUUUAACUAUUUACAUCACAGUAAUUUACAGUGGAAAAUAUAAAUAACAGUACAUUUAUCUGUUAAAAGUACUUUGAUUUUGACUGAUUUAUAAUGUAGCUGGCAUGGGUUCCCCAAUCUGAAAAUGUAUCCUAUAUGUAACUAAAAUUUAAACAAAAGAGAGUUCAAAAAUUCCAAUGUCUUAAAAGUAGGACUUAUUUGUUAUUUCGCAUUAAGGUAUUUGAAUUUGAUUCUGAAAUUAAAAUGAAGAGUCUAUCAAUUUAUGAAAGUGAAAUUUUAAGAGUUUGCUGGCAGACUUGGUAAAUAGUGUUUCAAUCAUAUCUGUGUUUUAAGAAAUU